Molecule: messenger RNA, 822 nt
Organism: Propithecus coquereli (Coquerel's sifaka)
Lineage: Eukaryota; Metazoa; Chordata; Mammalia; Primates; Indriidae
Gene: IGFBPL1
Product: insulin-like growth factor binding protein-like 1
Exons: 4
Coding region: 1-822 (273 amino acids)
Biological process (GO): regulation of cell growth; regulation of signal transduction
Cellular component (GO): extracellular region
Molecular function (GO): insulin-like growth factor binding
Source: RefSeq, a predicted model, not a curated record
AUGCCGCGCUCGCCGCUGCUCUUCCCGCUGCUGCUUCUGCUGCUGCCGCCGCUGGCCCCGUGCUUCGGGCUCCGCGGUGCGGGCAGCCGCCCCGAGUGCGGUCCGUGCCGGCCGGAGCGCUGCCCCGCGCCAGCGAGCUGCCCCGCGCCCGGGAUCUCGGCGCGCGACGAGUGCGGCUGCUGCGCGCGCUGCCUGGGCGCCGAGGGCGCGAACUGCGGGGGGCGGGCGGGCGCGCGUUGCGGCCCCGGCCUGGUGUGCGCGAGCCGGGCCGCGGGAGCAGCGCCCGAGGGCACCGGGCUGUGCGUGUGCGCGCAGCGCGGCGCCGUCUGUGGCUCGGACGGCCGCUCCUACCCCAGCGUCUGCGCGCUGCGCCUGCGCGCUCGGCACUCGCCCCGCGCGCACCUCGGCCACCUGCACAAGGUGCGCGAUGGCCCCUGCGAGUUCGCUCCUGUGGUCAUCAUUCCUCCCCAGAGCGUCCACAACGUCACCGGGGCACAGGUGUGCCUGUCCUGUGAGGUGAGGGCUGUGCCCACGCCAGUCAUCACGUGGAAGAAGGUCAUGCAGUCCCCUGGGGGCACCCAGGUGCUGGAGGAGUUGCCUGGGGACCAUGUCAACAUAGCUGUCCAGGUGCGAGGGGGCCCUUCCGACCACGAGGCCACCGCCUGGAUUUUGAUCAACCCCCUGAGAAAGGAAGACGAGGGCGUGUACCAGUGCCACGCGGCCAACGUGGUUGGGGAAGCCCAGUCCCACGGCACAGUGACAGUCCUCGAGCUGAGUAAACCCAAGAGCCCCCGCUUCCCGGCUCCAGAUGACCACAUGUGA